Juglans regia (Persian walnut) is the source of this 533-nucleotide messenger RNA. Its product is annotated as cytochrome c oxidase subunit 5b-2, mitochondrial-like. The record is from RefSeq and is a predicted model, not a curated record. Gene Ontology annotation, biological process: mitochondrial electron transport, cytochrome c to oxygen. Bases 1 to 336 code for a protein of 111 amino acids. Gene Ontology annotation, cellular component: mitochondrial envelope. Lineage: Eukaryota; Viridiplantae; Streptophyta; Magnoliopsida; Fagales; Juglandaceae. The transcript is spliced from 5 exons.
AUGUCGAACCACGUAAAUCUAGAUGCCAUUGUUUCUUUAUCUUCUCUACAUUUAUUUACUGCUCAACGUCAUGGCGCUGACUUUCUUGAAAUCGAUCAUCCAAGCGGCCCUUUCGGUACUAAGAUCUGUGAACCACUUGCUGUCAUCAAGUCUGUCUUUGACAAAAGAAUAGUCAGAUGCCCUGGUGGUGAGCGAGGAGAUGAGCAUGAUGUUGUGUGGUUUUGGUUGGAGAAAGGCAAGCCACAUGAAUGCCCCAUCUGUUCGCAACAUUUCAUGCAGGAAGUGGUUGGCCCUGGAGGUCAUACCGAUGGCCAUGGAUAUGAUGAUCACCAGUGAUCCACCUUGGAAGAAUUUGUCUUGGAUUUAUUGUUUGGUUUGUUGUACGCCUCGCCUGCUGGCAUGAGUUUGUUGUCUUUUCUUUCUCCAACGUGCGUGUUAAAUAGAAUGCUCCAAACUAGGAAGUCUUGUCUUUUCUUUCCCAAGAAUUGAAGGUUUUUCCAAUGCUAUGGACCCUUGGAAGCAUCGACGCCCCG